GGAACUGGCCGGAUCGAAGGAACACGAUCAUAACCCGGAAGAGACGUUGUCAGUACAUACUCACGGCGAACCCAGACGAAGGGAAGAAAGGAGGGAGGAGCAGGACGAGACAGCUGUCACGCUGAGCUCAGUGUACUUCAACCUGUGGAGGAUCGCGAAAGAGUGCAUUUGCGGCAGCGGGUCGCGGUGUAGACAAAGUGGGAUGAGACGCCCUCAGCAAGAACAUCAUCAUCAUCACCACCACCAUCAUCACCAUCACCAUGGAUCCUCAACAAGCCCCACGUGCUCUCGUCAAACACACGAUAAGGACGAGUCUCGUCUCGCUCGCGUAAAGCGCGUCCUGGCGGGUUCGCUGUUGGGCCGCGGUGCUGGCUCCAGCAGGAUCUUCGGCACCCGGCUGGAGCUGGUCGAGUCGUAUCUCGACACAGGUGUACCGUACGUGGUGCACCGGUUAUGCAGCUACAUCGAGGUGCAUGGCUUCCAGAGCGCGGCGGUGUUUCGUCUGUCAGGCGGCAGUCCUCGGCUUGCAGAGCGACUGAGGGCGGCCUUCGAGCGGCGGGGUGAUGCCGAUCUAGAGGCAGCCGGGUGUCCACCGACCGCCGCGACCCUUCUCCGUCAAUAUCUGAAGGAAUUGCCGCAGCCGGUCGUACCAUCCACCCUCGUCGGCAGACUGCUCAACAUUCACACCCAGAGCUAUGCGAACGAUCACGACUCGUGGAUCGCCUCGACGAAGGAACUACUGUCGACUCUGCCAUCCUCGCAUUAUCAUCUGCUUGGCUACCUGACGAUUUACCUUAGUCGCUACGAGGCACGACACGGACGCAGUGCCGGAGUCUGCGGUGUUUUUGCACCCGUCAUUCUGCCUCACGUGCCGCCUGCGACUACCCUCCUGCGGGAUAUCCUCGCCGAGGCACCAGUGCUCUUCCCUGACUGUAUUCGUGAGAAUACGGUGAACGGCUUGGUACCUGCCGGCGAUUGUAAGAUUUGCAAGGAUACGAGAGACGAGCCGAAGGAUUCCGAGGGUGCGUCCCUGCUCUGUGCACUGAAACCGCGUAAGCGCAAGGAACGUCGCGAAUCCUGCUGCCAAGAACGGAAGCUAAUAAGGAGUAGCAGUGAAGAACGUGUUCUUGACAGUCCCACCGACAUCGCGGAUACGAUCAGACGUGUGAGCAGCCACGAAGAUUUCAAUAGCCAGGAACAUUUGCACAUUUUAUCGCAACUCGGUCAAGACAUGGGUCACGGUGUGAGAUGUGGCGGAUUACCGCUCCAUGAGAGAACCAACGUUUCGCCAGUGUCGAAAAAAUCGUCGUCAGUACCAUCGCCGUGCGAAGUAGUUGUGGCGACUGAAAAAUUUGAUUGCGACGCCGAAAAAUUGAGAAAUAGCGAACGCUUUAGCAGAAGUCUUACCCCGAGAGGUAGAAGACAAGCACGCAGAAGAAGAGUGCACAGAAUCCCAGAUACUGACCAGAGUUCCAGCAAGGAAAACGAAGAGGAAUCUGAAAAUAUGUACAUCUCCAAUGUAUCACCGAGUCCUAAUAGUCAUAAUGACUCGCCAGCUCAAAGCUUCUUGGAAAUGUUAAGCAGCGGACCGAGCAGAUCACCUUCGCCGGCUCGUCCACCCACUGUCGAUCACGAGGACGUUAAUAAUCCCAGUUUGACUAAUUGGGGCUUUCAACAUUUGGAAGGAAAUGAAGAAGCCGCGGACGCUCGAGUGGAAGCUAUGCUCUCGCCAAGGAACUCACUGUUGCUCCCCAGGAGAUUUUACUCCGAAGAGGAAAUACAAUCAAACACGCUUAGCCCAUCGGAAAUGGGACUAAAAAAUCUUGCGAAACACAUUAACGGCCUGAAGAAGAAGAUCAAAAAGUAUGAGGAUGAGUUUGAGGAAAACUUCGGCUAUCGACCGAGUCAUUCUGACAAAAUGAGCAAUCGCGACAUCAAACGGCUAUGCACGGAGCUGAAUAAGCUUCGAAAAGAACACAAGUUAUUGAAGGAAGAUCCAAUAGGUGCGCUUCUAGCCAAUGCCAACAAUCGACUGAAUACUACCGGCAGUCCUGUAAACAAUAACAAUGGCCACGAGAAAUCUCAGACAACGUCGAUAGAGGAAGUGAUCAAGGAAGCGGAGAAAAAACUUAGCGAGAAGCGUAUCAAGUACAACCGGCCCGAUAAUAUGGAUGAACUCAAUUACGAGCAAUUAUUAGAGGAAAAGACAGCCGUGCAAAAAGCAUUGCUCCAUAUUGAGAACACUUUCGGCAGGCCAGUUUGUAAGGAAGACAGAGCAGUUGUUCGACCAUUAUACGACCGGUACAGGACUUUAAAAAGACUGCUCAUUAGAGCGGGCGCGUGUAAAAACAAGGACAGCGUUACCGAACUGGCCACGAUCCUAGAGCACGAAACGAUGGAUUUUACGUCAUCGAAUCUUCCAGGAAAUCCUGUAGAGACUGAUAGAAGAGCCAGCGAGCCUGAUAUGUCACAUCGAGGCAUCUUGGAUUGUAUCGAUCCCGUAGAUCAAUUGCCAACUGAUAGUGAUAGUCAGCAUAGCAGUAGCGAUGCCGGUGAAGGUCUUCACGCUCUUUUUAGAGAAGAAUUAUUGAUACAACAACGAGCUACUCGAGAAGAGAAGAAGCGGCUUCGUAGAGCGUUGAAAGAAUUAGAAGCGCAAUUUGAAGCUCGGGCUGGCCGCCGUAUGCAACGCGAGGAUCGUGGACCGCAAGUCACUACCGUGUAUGAAUCAUACAAGCAGGCGAAAGCAAAAUUGAGACUGAUCGACGCCCUCAUAGCCAAAAAGGCUUGACGUAGUAUUUAAUUCACGAGUAAUGAAGAACUGAUUUGAAACAACAUAGUUGAAACUUUAAAUGAUCUUUAAACGUCUGUAAAAAGAUGUGCCACGCAGGCACAUUCAUCGCCAUCUGCAAUUUCAGCAUUAUGCGAUCAUGAUUAAAAAGGCCUGAAGAGAAGCAAUAUCUGCCUGAAUGAAGAAUACUACUGUAACGCAACGAGAAUUUAUCGUAUAGAAUCAAAAGAUUUCGAGAACAAAAACAUGAAAGUGAACAAUGCAUUCACUUUCUAGUGUAAGAUUUACUUCGCUUUCAUAAAAUCAUGCGUGCCGUAUAUUCUCUUAUGCGGUUUUCUUUCGAUCGCAGAGUUCGUUCGCGUUACGACGCUGGGAAAAUAAUACCGAAUGUUUUCAAUGUUUAAAGUAAUGCAUCUUUUUUAUAACAUCGUUUUUGAAACAUCGAUAUAUUGAAAGUGCGCAUAAACGGACAACUUAUAGUGAGCAAUAGUAUGUCUACAGAAUAAAAGCAUGGUAGUACAUUUGAACUCUUUAAACAUUAAUAAUUCUACAAUUUAAACUGAUUAUUACGACGUAAUAUAAAAUAAUUGUUCGAUGAUAUAAUCGCGUAUCAUUGUACAUUUUGUAUUUAACGUAUUCAUUUGCAAUGGAAGAUUUCCAUUUGAUUGUCCUCCAUUCAUUUCAUUGUAUAUGCAGCAUUAAUGAUACAUAUUUUACGUUAACGAGAAAUUGGAUGC
Messenger RNA from Mycetomoellerius zeteki, 3528 nucleotides. Its product is annotated as protein FAM13A. The transcript has 11 exons. The record is from RefSeq and is a predicted model, not a curated record. Gene Ontology annotation, biological process: signal transduction. The coding region runs from base 203 to 2791 and encodes 862 amino acids. Lineage: Eukaryota; Metazoa; Arthropoda; Insecta; Hymenoptera; Formicidae.